Dalotia coriaria is the source of this 6494-nucleotide messenger RNA. Its product is annotated as fatty acid synthase-like. The transcript is spliced from 12 exons. The record is from RefSeq and is a predicted model, not a curated record. Gene Ontology annotation, biological process: fatty acid biosynthetic process. Lineage: Eukaryota; Metazoa; Arthropoda; Insecta; Coleoptera; Staphylinidae. Gene Ontology annotation, molecular function: oxidoreductase activity; phosphopantetheine binding; 3-oxoacyl-[acyl-carrier-protein] synthase activity. The coding region runs from base 23 to 6424 and encodes 2133 amino acids.
AUGUGUUUAGUGAUUCGCCAUUAUGUCACCUUGCAACACGGAAAGCGACGAUGACAUCGUCAUCACGGGCAUGUCGGGGCAGUUCCCCAACUCGCGCUCCGCGAAGGAAUACAUCGAUCAGUUGCUGAACAAAGUGAAUCUCUGCGAUGAGGACGAACGACGCGGAAAGAUCGACCACCCUGAGAUCCCCAAACUGGGGGGACGACUUUGGGAGGUCGAACUUUUCGAUCCGGGUAGCUUUGGAAUCCAUGCAUUCCAGUCAAUAUACACUGAUCCUAUGGGACGCAUCUUUCUGGAACAAGUAUACCAAGCACUAUUCGAUGCAGGUAUACAUCCGGAUGAAUUGAAAGGGACCAAAACCGGCGUCUUUACCGGCGGUUGCGCCUCCGAGUAUGAAUUGUGCUUUUACAAAGGGAUCAAGGAGGAUAAUAAUAUUAUUCCUGGUGCCACCCGUUCCAUGAAUGCACAGAGGGUGAGUUACUGCCUUCAAGUGAAUGGCCCAGCAAUGAAUUUGGACACAGCAUGUAGUAGUGGAAUGUAUGCUUUGGAUGCGGCAUAUAACGCUAUUCGUCAAGGACGAUGCGAUCAGGCCAUAGUUGGCGGAACCAAUUUGUGUUUGGAUCCUUACUUGACUCUGCAAUUUGCAAGAUUAGGAGUACUUAAUAUUGGAGGCGGAUGUCGUCCAUUUGAUAAUGACGCAACUGGUUAUACUCGCUCUGAAGCUAUUGUUGCAAUGGUGCUUCAGAAACGCCCGGAAGCAAAGCGAAUUUACGCAAAACUAGUUCACGCGAAAGCCAAUGCGGACGGUUUCAAAUCGCAAGGCAUUACGUUUCCAUCUUUUGAUGGUCAACUUGCCGUUUUGAAAGAAGUCUAUUCCGAGGGAAAAGUGGAUCCUAAAGAAAUCGGAUUCUUAGAGGCACACGGAACGGGCACCAGGGUCGGUGAUCCAGAAGAACUCACUGUCAUUGACGAGUUCUUCAAACCGACCAAGGAAGCCCCGCUUAUGAUUGGCUCCGUAAAAGGCAACAUUGGACACACGGAACCAUCGGCCGGUUUGUGUUCAAUGGUAAAAGUUAUGCACGCGUUGAACACUGGACAAAUUGCUCCAAACAUUCAUUACGAUAAACCUAGAGAAGGUGUAUCCGCGUUGGCGGAACAACGAUUGAAAGUUCUAACAGAAGUGACACCUUUCCCGAAAGAUAAGAAAUACGCGGGUGUUAAUAGUUUUGGUUUUGGCGGCGGAAAUGCGCACGCCAUUGUAGAAAGAUAUUUUAAAAUUAAUCCGGAGAGAUCUCAACCUGUAAAAUCAAGAUUGGUUUGUUACAGUGGCCGAACGCAAGCUGCUUUGGAUACAAUUCACGAUGAAAUAGCAAAAUGUAAAGAUGUAGAAUAUCUCGGUCUUUUGCAGGAAUCAUUUAAAACCAAUAUUGAUACUCAUCUAUAUCGAGGGUAUACAAUUGUUGGUAAGAAUGUGAGGUCUUCUAUGAAGGCACCAUAUUCAGGAGAUGACAAAAUAAAGUUGAUAAUAGGCAACUUUACAUCAGCCAAAUGCAUUGAAAAUCUUAAACAAAUUCCGCUGCUGAAAAGUAUUCUAGAACAAAACAAAGGUGAUCCUAAGGUUGUACUCUUACAAGCAUUUAAAGGGCUUUGUUUACCAGUGGAACCUUUCACAAGCACUAAACCAGAAGUAAUUGAGGAAUGGAUCAAAUCAACUUCCAUUUAUUCUUACAAGGGAACCAUUGUACUUUUGGGCAAUGCCACAAUUCCUGCACACCUAAAGAAAAAAUGCAACCUUAUUACAUUUGGUGAUGACCUCAAAGAAGACAGUUUCUUAUGUAAUGUUGGCAAACUCUACGAAUUGGGAUUCCAGCCACAAGUUUACAAGCUUUAUCCACGGAAUAAUUAUCCUGUCAGUGCCGGUACUGACAUGCUUGGUCACCUGCUCAAGUGGAAGCACAAACCGAUUAAUAUGAUCCGAUGGGCAAAAGAUGUUGUCUUCCAAGCAGAGCGCGUCGAUGUUAUUAAUGCAGUUAAUAAGGACCAUGCGUACAUUCGUGGUCACAUGAUUGACAAUAGGAACUUAUUUCCGGCUACAGGCUAUAUUAUCCACGUUUGGAACCUAUACGCCGAUUUAAAUGGUCUUUAUUCACAAGGUCUUGGCGUUGUUUUCGAAAAUCUUCGAUUCCAUAGAGCAUGUACGCUUACUGAUAUCGAUCUGGAAUUGUACAUAGUUGUGGAACACAAUGGUAAUUUUGAAGUGUCUGAAAAUGGCGCAACUGUUGUUACCGGAAGGAUCCAACGGUACGACGAAAAAACAGAAGGCAGUGAGGCAUUUAUUACUGAUGAAGAAGAACAACGUGAUAGUACUGCAGACCAGUAUAUUCUGACGGCUAAAGAUGCCUAUCGUGAAUUAAGAUUGAGAGGAUAUAAUUACGGUGGAUUGUUCCGUGCAAUAGAGGAAGUGACCCCCACCGUUGCUACCAUUAAAUGGGACAACAACUGGGUUACUUUCCUGGAUAACAUGAUGCAAGUGUGUAUUUUGAAUCAGGACACAAGAAGUCUCUACGUGCCAGUAGGACUUGAACGUUUGGUGCUUCGGGCACAAAAUCAUAUGGAUUAUGUCAAUGCCAAGGAGGAUAAAUUGGUCACGGUUCGUUUCUUCAAAGACUGCAUGACGGUACGCUCCAAAUACAUCGAAAUGCGUGGACUGAAUGCUAAGUCAAUUGCCCGAAGAAAGGAACGUCUGGUACCCGUAUUAGAGAAUUAUCAGUUUGUUCCAAAUGACUACACCACGAAUCUUGCUACUUCGGUUAGGAUAAAUAUUCAAUUACUGCUUGAAUCUAAGCAAACCGUGAGUUUUACAGUCGCUGAACUGGUAGGAGACGAUGAAAGUGAAGACUCGGUAAUCACAAAUCAAAUUUGCAACGCCAUAGAAGAUCUUCCUCUUGUGAUUCCUGAUAUGACUAUCAUUACCAAGAAGGAAGGUCUUGAAGUACCUAAUUGCAAAAUUGAAGCUGAAUUAACAGAACCAAAACUUUUGUUGGUUUGUAAGCAGCCGUGUGAAACAUUAUUCGAUGACAUUGACAAGUAUUUGAUUCCCGAUGGAUUUAUGAUGUGUUUCUGUUCUAAAGAGCAAUCAUUCCCAGAAUCUUUGGUGGUCCUUACAAAACACACCAUUAUUCUUGAAGAAAACAGUACUAAAUAUCCGAUUGUGUACUUUUUACGGAAACGACUUCCGGCCGCAUCUAGAACAAUAACCAUAGACAUUUCCAACUCAGAAGAUAUGAGUUGGCUAUGGGCUGCUCAAGACGCAAUGAAAACUGACGCGGGUGUAGUUCUUGUUGCACAAAACAACUACAAAAACGGAAUAUUAGGUUUUACGAAUUGUUUAAAUAAGGAACCAGGUAGUGACAAGGUUAGCUGCAUCUUCCUUCAAGAUAAAUCGGUACAGUUUGAUGAAAACAAUAACGCCAAUGAUGCGGUUCAAAAACAGCUCAAUAAACAAAUGAAAAUCAAUGUAUUCAUGGAUGGGCAAUGGGGAACCUACCGACAUUUGUUAUUAUCCGAUUCGGAUAAGGUGUUAUCACAUCAUUGGUUUGCUAAGACAUUGAACCCAGGUGAUUUAUCAACGUUGUGUUGGACUCAAGGACCAAUCCGACCAGAACACCAAGCUAAAAUGAAGAUUAUGUACGCCGCACUAAAUUUCCGUGAUUUGAUGCUUGCUUCCGGCAAACUAUCACCUGAAGCAAUUACGACUGAUCGUUUAAUCCAAGAUCGUUUGCAAGGCUUUGAAUAUGUCGGUUAUGACAAUAAGGGUAAACGAGUUUGUUCCAUGGGUGCCGGAGGUAUUUCAAACUUAGCGCAAGAUUGUCAUUACAUGCUAGAAAUUCCCGACCAUUUAAGUAUGGAGGACGCGGCGACUGUUCUUGUAGUCUACAGUACCGUUAUGUUCGGCUUGAUUCAUAGAGCUGAUCUACAAAAAGGACAAUCAAUUCUUAUUCAUUCUGGUACUGGGGGCGUAGGUUUAUCAGCAUUGAAUGUCUGCUCUUACUUCAACUGCGAUAUCUUCGUGACAGUCGGUACUCAAGAGAAGAGAGAUUUUCUACGAGAGCAUUAUCCUCACAUCAAAUCGAGUCAUAUUGGUUCUUCACGCGACACUAGCUUCAAAGAGAUGAUUAUGCGCGAAACAAAUGGACGAGGUGUUGAUAUCGUUUUAAAUUCAUUGGCCGAGGAAAAGUUGUUGGCGUCUGUACAGUGUCUCGCACAUGGUGGCUCAUUCGUUGAAAUCGGCAAGUACGAUCUAGACAAAAACAAUGGCCUCUGUUUGGAUUUGGCUAUGCGGGAAUGUAGACAUAUUGGAGUAAUGUUGGAUUCGUGCUUGAUGGAUCAAAGUUGCAGCGGCGUGUUGCACACGCUGUGGGCAAAUGCAUUCCGGGAUGGCUACAUUAAGCCCUUGCCAAGGACGAUAUUCGAAAUGGAUGAGUUGGACAAGGCAUUUAAAUACUUGAGUACCGGUAAACAUAUUGGUAAAGUGAUGAUUCGUAUAGAUCACGAAAAGGAGCAUAAAGUUUUACCAAGGUAUUACUGCGAUCCAAGCAAAUCUUACAUUCUUUUUGGUGGGUUGGGAGGUUUUGGCUUGGAGCUGGCCGAUUGGUUAGUUGUCCGAGGAGCAAAACAUAUUAUUCUCUCUUCUAGGACUGGCAUUACAACCGGUUAUCAGCGUUACCGGAUAGCUAUUUGGCAAGCGUACGGAGUGAAAGUUACAAUUUUAAUGGAAAAUAUAAUUGAUUAUGAUACAUGUUACAAAGCACUUAAGGACAUUCAUGCAAUAGCCCCAAUUGAUGGUAUAUUUAACUUGGCUGUAGUCUUAAAAGAUGCUAUUUUUGAGCAUCAGACUAUUGAAACAAUGAAAGUUUCAAUGGAACCUAAGGCCAUUCUCACCGAACAUUUAGACAAGAUAACUCGUCAACUUUGUCCGAAGAUGAGCACAUUUGUAGUAUUCUCGUCGGUAUCUUGCGGACGCGGUAAUGGCGGUCAAACUAAUUACGGUUAUUCCAAUUCCGUCAUGGAGCGCAUCUGUGAACAACGGCACGCAGCCGGUUUUCCGGCGCUUGCUGUACAAUGGGGAGCAAUUGGUGACGUAGGUCUUCUGGAGGCUCUUCAAAAGGAGCACAACGAAAUUGCUAUCGGUGGCACGUUGCAACAAAAGGUUGGGAACUGCCUUGCGGUGUUUGACGAACUUCUUCUGUCGCGCUGUCCGAUUGUCUCAAGUAUUGUCGUCGCCGAGAAGUUUAACAAGCGUUCUGCAGACUCACCCAUUGAAGCAGUAUGUCGUAUUCUUGGUGUACAGGACGUUAAAUCAGUUAGUCCGCAUACCUGCUUACCUGAACUAGGUAUGGACUCUAUGAUGGCCGUCGAGAUCAAGCAGACGCUGGAGCGUGACUUUGAAGUAUCUCUAACGCCAAACGAUUUAAGAUCACUUACUUUUGCUAAACUGGAGGAGAUGAGCUCGCGAAGUUCAGAAAAACCGGAUGCGGCUAUGGUUAAUACAAACUCAGUGGAAUUAACAAUGUUGAUUCCAGGCAUACAGUUAGCUACGUCCAAAGAGCAAAUUGUAGACUUUAAUCAGGACGCGAGCAAAUGUAAAGGUGAUUUUAUUCUUGCAUUCCCUGGCGUUGAUGCGGACUACAGAGCCUUUGAGAUUAUGUCAAAUAAAAUGAAGACACAUAUGAAGGUGAUUAGUUAUGACAGCAUCACAUUACAACAGAAGAACGUGGACGUUAUUGUUGAUUAUUUAUUCAAAGCUCUGAAAGACGAGAUCAAAUCGUUCAAGUCAUUUAAAUUCCUGGCACAUUCAAUAGGUAACUUUGCCGCCAUUGAACUAAUGAAACGUUUCGAAGCCAUCAACAUCCGGGGGAAACUGAUAUUACUCGAUGGGGCACCGGAUUUGAUGUACAGCCUCUUCGAACUUAUCAAGGGUAAAAGUCAGGAUGAUCUUGAAUGCAACAUGAUUGAAGGUUUGGUGCAAACUACAAUGCCUCAUCAAGAUAUCACAAACCUUAGAGAAACUCUCCUUCAAGGAAAGAACUACGCCGAACGCGUGGAACUAAUGAUGGCAAAAUAUUUUGAUCACACGGAAAUUGCUUUGGUUGAUCAGAUUAGGAGUUUGAUGUUUAGUUUCGAGUCGCGUAUGAUGAGCAUCCCGGCGUAUCAGACACGACCGCAGAAUGAUAAAUUAGCAUCUGAUGUGCUAUUAUAUAAACCUACGGUGGUGGUGAUCAAGAACAUCUCCGAAGAUUACAACCUUAGUGCCUUGUGCGAAAAGGCCGUCCGCGUGGAGACUUAUGAAGGCAACCACUUGUCGAUGUUGCUUAACGACAAGCUGCACAAACAAUUGUCCAUAGAAUUCGAAAUUGCGUCGUGAGGUCAUUGUGAUUAAAGCUAUUUACUUGGCAGGGGAAAUUUCAGUUUAAUAAAUAAAGUAUGGCCGUAUA